Rhinichthys klamathensis goyatoka is the source of this 1223-nucleotide messenger RNA. It is a transcript of the gene prkab1b, whose product is annotated as protein kinase, AMP-activated, beta 1 non-catalytic subunit, b. Gene Ontology annotation, molecular function: protein kinase binding. Gene Ontology annotation, biological process: signal transduction. Lineage: Eukaryota; Metazoa; Chordata; Actinopteri; Cypriniformes; Leuciscidae. Gene Ontology annotation, cellular component: nucleotide-activated protein kinase complex; nucleus; cytoplasm. The record is from RefSeq and is a predicted model, not a curated record. Bases 15 to 800 code for a protein of 261 amino acids. The transcript is spliced from 8 exons.
UUCAGAGCAGCAGCAUGGGCAACACCAGCAGUGAGAGAAGCGGAGCGGAGAAGACGAACAGGCGAGAGAGCCGUGGUGGUAAAGAUGGAGCUCGACCCAAAAUCCUGAUGGACAGCGCGGAGGACGGAGACCUCUUCCAAGCAGAUGAUGCCAAGGUGGAGUUUCUAGCUUGGCGACAAGAUCAGGAAUCAGAUAUUAAAGCCCCACCAGAGGAAAGGCCCACUGUGUUCCGCUGGAGCGGUCCAGGGAAAGAGAUCUACUUGUCUGGCUCCUUUAACAACUGGGCCAGCAAAAUUCCCUUGACUAAGAGUCAUAAUAAUUUUGUGGCAAUACUUGACCUGCCUGAAGGAGAACACCAGUAUAAGUUCUAUGUGGAUGGACACUGGAUAUUAGACCCCAAAGAGGCUGUUGUGACUAAUAAGUCAGGUGUGGUGAAUAAUGUCAUUAAAGUGAGGAAAACAGACUUUGAGGUUUUCGACGCACUGAAGACAGACUCCGAGAAAUGUGCCGACAUGUCAGACUUAUCCAGCUCCCCACCCGGCCCGUACCAUCAGGAUCCCUACGCAUCCAAAUCAGAAGACCGACUGCGCUCUCCACCCAUACUCCCUCCUCACCUGCUGCAGGUGCUCCUCAACAAAGAAACUGGAAUCUCUUGUGACCCAACCCUGCUGCCUGAACCAAACCAUGUGAUGCUCAACCACCUGUACGCCCUUUCCAUCAAGGAUGGUGUAAUGGUACUUAGUGCGACACAUCGCUACAAAAAGAAGUAUGUGACCACACUGCUGUACAAGCCGAUCUGAUCUCAAUUCAACUGUGGGACCAACACUAUUCUGCCUGAUACUGUAUCAUUUUACCCAUCAAAGAAAGGGACCAUACCUAACAAACAACACAAAACUUUGUCUGUAUGAGUUUAUAUCUGUUUCUGAAUGUCAUCUUCUGAUCCAUAAACCAAAAUCUACAUUGUUUCUGUUUGCACACAUAUUGUAAUGUGUUUGACAAAUGUAAAUAUAUUUCUUAUCAGGCUUGCAGAUAUGUAUAAUUGUUUUGUGUGUGGCUUUUCAGUUUUUGACUCUAAAAUACUGCUAGAUUAUUCGAAGGACAUCUGUGAUGAUUAUCUUUGAGAUCUUGAUUCCAGGGAUGUCACUAAAAGGUUUCUGAUAUUUGAUAUGAACAUUCCCAUCACGUUGCUUGAGAAAUAUCUGCGAAUAAAAUGAACCAUAAAA